Molecule: messenger RNA, 1851 nt
Organism: Lactuca saligna
Lineage: Eukaryota; Viridiplantae; Streptophyta; Magnoliopsida; Asterales; Asteraceae
Source: the annotation of a GenBank genome assembly
AUGGGGAUGAAGCUGUUUGACAAUGGUGGCUCCGAUUCUGAUGACUUGUCCAAAAUAGAAAUCAACAAAGAGUUCGCACGCAGAUAUGAGCAUAACAAGAAACGUGAAGAUAUACAGCGGUAUGAAGAGAUGAAGAAGAAAGGUGUGAUUGAUUCGGACAUAGAUAGCGAGGAAGAAGAUGAGUCAUCUGAAGACGAGGAGAAUAUUGUCAAUUAUUCGAGAAAGCAGGAUUUGCAGUUCUUUGAUGCUUUAAUAAAGGUCAAAAAGCAAGAUCCUUCACUUAAAAAUAAAGAUGCUAAGCUAUUUGAUUUGGAUAAUGAGGAUGAAACUGAAGAUAAUAAUAAGGAAAAGAAAAGGAAGCCGAUGUAUCUGAAAGAUGUGACUGCAAAGCAUUUGAUUGAGAAAGGGCCUGAGUUUGAUGAUGAAGAUGAUGAAGAGGAAAACAAGGGUAAGAAAAAGAGUUAUUCUGAAGAACAGGAGGUAUUAAGAAAGGAGUUUUUGGAUGCUGUAGGUGAUGAAGACGAUGAUGAUGAUGAUUUGUUGAAGGUAAAGAAUGAUAAAAGGGGAAUCGAAGAUGAAGAUGAAGAUGAAGUUGAGUAUGAAAAGAAGCUAGAUGAGUAUUUUGAAGAGGAUGAAAAGUUAGAUGAAAAUGAAAAGUUUUUGAAGGAUUAUUUCAGGAAAAAGAUGUGGUUAGAUAAAGAGGCCGGUAGUAGCAACCACUUAAAUGAUGUGGAAUUAGAUGUUUCAGAGGAUGAAGAGGAGUUAGAGAGACAAGAGAAUUUCGAAAGAGAAUUCAAUUUUAGGUUUGAAGAAAAUGCAGGUGAUAGAGUUAUGGGGUUUUCAAGAAAGGUUGAUGGUUCAGUGAGGAAGAAGGACAAUGCAAGAAAGUUACAAAGAAAAAACAAAGAGGAAAGGAUAGCACUAGCAGAGCUUGAAAGAAAAGAAGAACUGAAACAUAUGAAGAACUUGAAGAAGAAAGAGAUGAAUGAGAAGAUUAGAAAGAUUAGAGAAACAGCAGGAAUUGGUGAAAAUGAAGUUUGUUUAUUAGAUGAACAUGAUCUUGAGGAGGAAUUCGAUCCUGAUGAGCAUGAUAGAACAAUGAAGAAAGCUUUUGAUGAAAACUUCUAUGAAGCUGAUGAUGUGGACCCACGAUUUGGUAGUGAAGAAGAAGAAGAAGAUGGUGAAUUGGAAAAACCAAACUUUGAUGAAGAAGACCAGUUUCUUGGGCUUCCAAAAGGGUGGGAAAAUGAAUAUGGAUCCGGUGAUGGAUUCUUGGCUACUAGAGAAAAAACUCUUAAGGGCAAGAUUGACAAUUCAAAUAAUGAAGAAGAUAAGAAGAAGAAAAGGAAAAGGUCUGAAGAAGAGGAGGAGGCGAUUAAGAAAGAGUUAGAAGAGUAUUAUAAAUUGGACUAUGAGGAUACAAUUGGGGAUUUGAAAACAAGGUUUAAAUACAGACCUGUUAACAAGAACACUUAUGGAUUGAAAGCAAAAGAGAUUUUGGUUGUUGAUGACAAGGAGUUGAAUCAGUUAGUUCCUUUGAAGAAGUUGGCUACUUACAGAGAAGAUGAAUUCAUUGUUCCUCGCCAUAAGAUAAAGGAACAUAAACAGAGGAUUAAAUCUCUUAUUAAGGGGGAGACUUCUGAGAAUGGUGGAAAGAGGAUCAAACAUGAUGUUGAGAAAUCUAAUGAACAAGUGAUUGAUGAUGCACACACUGAAGGUGAAAAAGUACUUUCUAGGAAACAGAGAAGAAAGAAGAAGCUGAGUGAAUUCAAGCUGCCACCUUCAAGGCUUUUAGCAUAUCAGAAGAUUACAGGAGCUAAAUCCAGUAACAAAAGGAAACACAAAGCUUAA